This is a messenger RNA of Saccostrea echinata, 10272 nucleotides long. RefSeq names its product serine-rich adhesin for platelets-like. The record is from RefSeq and is a predicted model, not a curated record. NCBI's taxonomy places the organism in Eukaryota, Metazoa, Mollusca, Bivalvia, Ostreida, Ostreidae. The transcript is spliced from 4 exons.
AUGUCAAAAAUCCUGGAUUUCAAUUUAUCCUGGGGAAUGGUUGUAUAAAGUAUUGAAAAGUAUACUACCACACCUAUGUCAAAGAGGAUGGAAACGGAAACAACAUUACUAACAACUGAAUCAGUUGCUACAAAAAUGCCAAUUAAAGAAACAAAGACAGAAACCAGCUUACAGACAACAGAAUCAGUUACAAUACAAUCUUCAACAGAAACAAAGGCAGAAAUAACUUUACUGACAACAGAAUCAGAUACAAGAAUACCAAUAAAAGAAACAAAGACGGAAACCACAUUACUGACAACAGAAUCAGAUACAAAUCCACCAACAAAAGAAACAAAGACAGAAACAACAUCACUGACAACAGAAGCAGAUACAAAACCAAUAACGAAAGGAAUAAAAACAGAAACAACAUCAUUGACAACAGAAAAAGAUACAAAAAUACCAAUAAAAGAAAUAGAAACGGAAACAUCAUUAUUGACAACAGAAUCAAAUACAAAAAUACAAACAACAGAAUCAAAGACAGAAACAUCAUUAUUGACAACAGAAUCAGAUACAAAAAUACCAACAAAAGAAACGAAGAGGGAAACGACAUUACUGACAACAGAAUCAGAUAUAAAACCAUCAACAAAAGAAACGAAGAGGGAAACGACAUUACUGACAACAGAAUCAGAUAUAAAAAUACCAAUAAAAGAAAUAGAGACAAAAACAACGUUACUAACAACAGAAUCAAAUACAAAACCACCAACAACAGAAUCAAGGACAAAAGCAACAUUACUGACAACAGAAUCAGAUACAAAUCCACCAACAAAAGAAACAAAAACAGAAACAACAUUACUGACAACAGAAUCGGAAACAAUACAAACCACAAAAGAAUCAAAGACAGAAACAUCAUUACAUACAAAAGAAUCAGGUACAAAUGCACGAAUAAAAGAAACAAAAACGGAAACAACAUUACAAAGAGCAGAAUCGGAAACAAUACAACCUUCAAAAGAAAUAAAGACAGAAACAACGUUUCUGACAACAGAAUCAGAUGCAAAAAUGCCAAUAAAAGAAACAAAGACGGAAACCACAUUACUGACAACAGAAUCGGAAACAAUACAUCCUUCAGAAGAAACAAAGACAGAAACAACAUUAAUAUCAACAGAAACAGAUUUAAAUAAACCAACAAAAGGAAUGACAGCAAAAGCAUUGCUUACAAUAAAAUCAAAAACAGAGUUAACCACAAUCAUCGACAAAACAAAACUAGUAUUACAACCAACCGACACUACAGAACAACAAUCAAAAACAAUGGGAAUACAAAAAAAAGGCACAACCAUAACGCAAUCAGGAACAACUGAAGAAGCGGAAACAAACACAAGUACUAAGACAUGGGUUGAAGUAACAACAAUGGAGCAAAAACUGUCAGGAUCAACUGAUCUAGAAAAAACAACAAUACCAGUAUUGGAGGACACAACAUCAAACACAUUGUUAUUAACACAGGAUUCAUGGUCACCGAUCAAAACAGAAUCAGUAGAAGACGUAGACAUAAAUUCAUCAAUGAAAGAAUCAGAAAUGACACUGUCGUCAUUUGAAAGAGUGUCAUCAGCAAAACCAGCAUUGUUUCUAGAGACAACAUCAACAUCGAUUACAAAAUCUUCAACAUUGUCACAAUCAUCAUUGAUGACCGACAAUAAAUUAACACAAAUGCCAACAGAGUCAGAAACAACAACAGAAAUAAAAUUUUCACCAAUAACCCAAACAACGAUAGAGGCAAUAGUAUUAGAAAAAGAAACAACACCAAUGCUAACAGAGACAUCAUCAUCAGAGACAGAACCAAUUAAAGAGAUCCCAUCCUCACCAACAAAAGAAUCAUCAAUAGAGACAGCCUCAUCAUUAAUGACAGAGUCAACAAAAGUGAAAGUGUCAUCUCCUAUGACUGGAUCAACAAUAGAGUCAACAACAAUUUUAGAAAAAGAAGCAACACCUUUGCUAACAGAGGCAGCAUCGUCAUUAAUGACAGAGUCAACAACAGAGACAGCAACAUCAUCAUCAAGGACAGAAUCAGCAAUAGAAACAGCAUUUUCAAAGACAGAAACAUCAUUAAUAUCAAAAUCAACAAUACAAGAUGUAUCAACAACAAAGACAGACUCGACAGAAAGGCAAAAAUCAUCAUCAAUGAGAGAAUCUACAACAGAAACAAUAAUCUCACGAGUCACAGAAUCCACAACAGGCACAGUAUCAUCACCAGUGACAGAAUAUAAACCAGACACAGUAACAUCGCCGAUAAAAGAAUCCACAAGAGAUACAAUAACCUCAUCAGUGAUAGAAUCGACAACAGAUAAAAUAUCAUUACCAAUGACAGAAUCUACAAAAGAAACAGUAUCAUUACCAGUGACAGAAUAUAAACCAGACACAGUAUCAUCGCCGAUAAAAGAAUCCACAAGAGAUACAAUAACCUCAUCAGGGAUAGAAUCCACAACAGAUACAAUAUCAUUACCAAUGACAGAAUCUACAAAUACAAUAUCAUUACCAAUGACAGAAUCUACAAAAGAGACAGUAUCAUUACCAGUGACGGAAUCCACACCAGACACAGCAUCGUCAUCAAUGAAAGAAUCCACACGAGAUAAAAUAACCUCUGUACUGAGAGAAUCCACAACAGAUACAUUACCAUUAUCAAUGACAGAAUCUACAAAAGAGACAGUAUCAUUACCAACGAAAAAAUCCACACCAGACACAGCAUCGUCAUCAAAGAAAGAAUCCACAAGAGAUACAAUAACUUCACCAGUAAGAGAAUCAACAACAGACACAGUAACCUUACCAUUGACAGAAUCCACAGAAGAUGCAGUAUCCAUGAAAAGAUCCACGGCAGAAACAUUAACCCCACCAGUGACAGAAUUCACAAAAGAGCUCGUCUCAUCAUCAAUAAGAGGCUCAACAAAAAAGACAUCAAUGCCGGCAUCAACAACAAGGACACCGACAAUAUCAGAAAAUGAAACAACACCAAUGCUAAAACACACAACAUCACUGUCAAAGACAGAGACAAAAGAAACUGCAUCGUCACCAUUGACAGAAGAAUCCAUAGAAACAGCUUCAUUAUUAAUGAAAAAAUCAACAACAGAAACAGCAUCAUCAUCACCAACGAAAAAUUCAACAAAUGGGACAGAAUCAUCAUCAAAGUCACAAUUCAUAACAGAAACAGACAUCUUACCAGUAAAAGAAAAACAAGAAACAUCAUCAUUGACAGAAUCAACAUCAUUAGUGCCAAACACAGACUUGCCAAUUGAGAAAUUGUCCUCAUCAGUGACAGAAAAAAUAGAAGAAAGAGCAUCACAAUUAAUGACACAUUCAACAAAUGAGACAGAAUUUUUAUCAGUGAGAAUAUCAACAAUUUUAGCUUUAUCAUCAACUACAAAAAUAGGGUCAUCACCAUUGAUAGUAUCAACAGCCGUAGCAUCAUCAUCAAUGACAGAAUCCACAAAAGAUACAGAAUUGUCAUCAAUGACAGAAUCAACAACAGUUUUAGAAUCAUCUUUGGCUACAAAAAGUGGAUCAACACAGCUAAAAGAAUCAAAGACAGAUACGCCAUUUUCACCAAACACAGAAUCAAGAAUUGAGAAAGCGUCAGUAUCGUCAUUAAUAGUAGACCCAACUACAAAAAGAGUAUCAUCACCAAUGACAGAAACAAAAUCGGAGACAAUAUCAUCAACAACAGACCCAACUUCAUUAAGAACAGAAGCAAAUACUGCAUCAUCAUCGUCAACAUUACUUUCAAGAGAAGAAUAUACAACGGGCAGUGACACAGCCCCAACAACGAUGACGUCACAAGACAAACCAACGAAACAUACAACAAAAUCAGGAGCAAUAACGUUAUUGACAGAAGAUGCGACAAUAUCAGCAACAAUUGAAGCAGAAAUAACAACAACAAUAAGAGUAAUUACCACAGAUAUAGAAGAUAAUUCCAUCUCUUCCUGGCCACCAUCGAAAACAACAGAAACAUCAUUAAAAGGAGAGCCAACAAAAAUAUCAUCAAAAGGAAAGUCCUCAAAAGUAACUGCAACAGAAACACCGUCAAUAGCGGUGUCAACAGAAACAUCAUCAAAAGAAGUGUCAAAUGACACAUCAUCAAAAGAAGUACUCACAAAGAAUUUUGUAUCGACAGAGACUUCAUCAAUAGGGAUGUCGACUGAUGCAUUAUCAAUAGGAAUGUCCAAAGAGAUGUCAUCCAAAGGUAUGUUAACAGAGACAUCAUCAAAAGAAGUAUUAACAGAGAAAUCUAUGACAGAAGUGUCAACAGAGCCAUCAUCAAAUGGGUUAUCAAAAGGGUCAUUAUCAACAGGGAUGUUAAUAGAGACAUCAUAUAAAGGGUUUUCAACAGAGACUUCAUCAAGAGAAGUGUCGAAAGAACCAUCAUCAAGACAAGUGAAAGAGACACAAUCAAUAGGGCAGGCAACAAAGACAUCAUCCACAGGAGUGUUUACAGAAUCAUCAUCAAUAGAGCUGUCAAAAGAGACAUCAUCAAUAGAAUUGCAAACAGAGACAUCACCAGUAGGAUUGUCAAUAGAGAAAUCAUCAAUGGGAGUGUCUCAUGAAACUUCAUCAAUAGGCUGGGCGGCAGUGUCAUCAUCAAUAGGGGUGUCAACAGAGACGUCAGUCAGAGUAUCAUCGGACAAAACAAUGUCCAAGAUAUCACCAACAGAGGUGUCAACAGAGACAUCAUCAAUAGGCGAAUCAAUAGAGGCAUCAAUAAAACUGUCAACAGAAACACCAUCAAUAGAACUGUCAACAGACGCAUCAUCAAUAGAGCUUACAAAGAAGACAUCAACAAUAGGUGUGCCAACAGGGACAUCAUCAAAAGGAGUGUCAGUGGACACAUCAUCAAAAGGAGUUUCACCAGAACCAUCAUCAACAGGAAUUUCAACAGGGACAUCAUCAAAAGGAAUGCUGACAGAGACACUAUCAAUAGGGAACGCAAUAGAGACAUCAUCAAUAGGAGUUUCAGCACAAACAUCACCAGAAGACGUGUUUACAGAGAAAUUAUUAAUAGAGUUGUCACCAGAGACAUCCUCUAUGGGGCUAUCAAUUGAGACUUCAUCAAUAGACGUGUCGACAGAGACAUCUUUACAAGGAGUGUCAACAAAAACUUCAUCAAAAGGAGUGUCAACAGAAACUUUAUCAAAAGAAAUGUCAACAGAGACAUUAUCAAAGGGGGUGUCAACAGAGACUUCAUCAAAUGGAAUAUCAUCAGACAUAUCACAAAAUGGGGUGUUAAUAGACAUUUCAUUAACAGGAAUAUCAUUAGAGACAUCAUCAAUAGGGCUGUCAACAGAUACAUCAAUGCGGCAAUCAAAAGAUCCAGUAUCAGUAGGGGUUUCAACACAAACAUUAACAAAAGAACUGUUAACAGAGACAUCAUCAAAGGGGUUAUCACCAGAGACAUCCUCAAUACGAGUGUCAUCAGAGACAUCAUCAAAAGGAGUGUCAACAGAGACAUCAUCAAAAGGAAUAUCGACAGAAACAUCAACAAAAGAAGUGACCCAAUGGACAUCAGCAAUAGGGCUGUCAACAGAGACAUCAUCAGUAGAAGUUUCAUUAGAAACAUCAUCAAAAGAAAUUUCGACAGAGAUUUCAUCAAAAGGGCUGUCAGCAGAGAUAUUUCCAAUAAAGCUAACAACAAAUACAUCUACAAAAGGAGCAUCAAUGGAGACAUUAUCAACAGAAGUUUCACCAGAGCCAUCAUCAACAGGAUUUUCAGGAACGUCAUCAAAAGGAAUGGUGACACAGACAUCAAAAAUAGGGAAGGCAACAGUGACAUCAUCAAUGGGGGUUUCAACACAAACAUCAUCAAAAGAAGUAACAGAGUCAUUAUCAAUGGGGUUGUCACCAGGGCCGUCAACAGAAAGAUCAUCAAUAGACGUGUCCACAGAGACGCUAUCAAAAGUAGUGUCAACAGAGACUUCGUCAAAUGGAAUGUCAAAAAAGACGUCAUCAAGUGGAGUGUCAACAAAGACAUCCUUAAAAGGCAUGUCUUCAGAGAUAUCAUUAAAAGGGUUGUUAACAGAGACAUCAUCAACAGGAAUGUCAACAGAAACAUCAUCAAUUGCGCUGUCAAAAGAUACAUCAAUCGGGCCGUCUAAAGAGGCUUCAUCAAUAAGGGUUUCAACACAAACAUUAUCAAAAACACUGUUUACAGAGACAUCAUCAAAAGGGUUGUCACUAGAGACAUCAUCAGUAGGAGUGUUUAAAGAGACAUCAUCGACAGGAUUAUCAACAGAGACAUCAUCAAAUAGAAUUCCCACAGAAACAUCAACAAAAGAAGUGUCCCAAGGAACGACAUCAUUAAGGUUGUCAACAGAGACAUCAUCAUUAAGAGUUUCGUUAGAAAAAUCAUCAAAGAAAAUGUGGACAGAGACAUCAUCAAUGGGGAUAACAAUGAAUGCAUUAACAAUAGGAUUGUCAACAGGAACGUCGUCAAAAGGACUGUCAAGGGAGACUUCAUUAAAAUCAGUUUCAUCAGAGACAUCUUCAACAGGUAUGUCACCUAUAGGGCUGUCAACAGAAACAUCUUCAAAAGAAGUGUAUACAGGGACAUCAUCAAAAAGAGUGUCAACAGAGAAUUCGUUAAAGGGAAUGUCAUCAGGGAUAUCAUCAAUGGUGCUCUUAACAGACACAUCAUCAACAGGGAUGUCAACAGUAACGUCAUCAAUACCACUGAGAACAGAAACAUCAAUUGGGUCGUCUAAAGAAGCAUCAUCAGAAGAGAUUUCAACACAAACAUUAUCAAACAUACCAUCAAUAGAUACAUCAUCGAUAGAUGUGUCAUCAGAGACAUCAUCGAUAGGAGUGCCAUCAGAGAUAUCAUCAAAAGAAGUGUCAUCAGAGACAUCAUCAAUAGCGCUGACAACGAAGACAUCAACAAUAGGAUUGUCUAUAGGGACAUCAUCAAAAGGAGUGUCAACAGGGAUGUCAACUGUAACGUCAUUAGUAUCGCUGUCAAUAGGUCCGUCAAAAGAGGCACCAUCAAAAAAGGUUUCAACACAAACAUUAUCAAACGUACCAUCAACAGAGACAUCAUCGAGGGGAGUGUCAUCAGAGACACCAUCGAUAGGUGUGUCAUCAGAGACAUUAUCUAUAGGAGUGUGGUCAGAGACAUCGUCUAUAGGAGUGUCAUCAGAGACAUCAUCUAUACGAGUGUCAUCAGAGACAUCGUCUAAAGCAGUGCCAUCAGAGACAUCAUCGAUAGGUUUUUCACCAGAGACAUCGUCUAUAGGAGUGUCAUCAGAGGCAUCUUCCAUAGGAGUGUCAUCAGAGACAUCAUCGAUAGGAUUGUCAUCAGAGACAUCAUCGAUAACAGUGUCACCAGAGAAAUCAUCUAUAGGAGGUUCAUCAGAGACAUCAUCGAUAGCAGUGUCAUCAGAGACAUCAUCAUUUGGAGAAUCAACAGAGACUUCAAGAAAAGAAGUUUCCCAACAGACAUCAUCAACAGGGAUCUCAACGGAGAUAUCACCAAUGGGAGUGUCAACAGAGAUAUCAUCAUUAGGGCUGUCAAGGGAGACAUCAUCAAUAGGGCUGACAACAAAGACAUCAACAAUAGGAUUAUCUAUAGGGACACCACCAAAAGGAGUGUCAAUGGGCACAUCAUCAGAAACAGCUUCACCAGAGCCAUCAUCAACAGGAAUGUCAAAAGGAAUAUUAUCAAAAGGAAUGGUGACAGAUACACAAUUAAUAGGGAGCGCAACAAAAACAUCGUCCAUAGGGUUAUCAAUAGAGAGAUCAUCAAUAGACGUGUCGUCAGAAAAAUCAACAAAGGGAUUGUCAACAGAGACCUCAUCAAAUGCAGUGUCAACAGAGACAUCAAAAGGAAUGUCAACACCAACAGGACUGUUAACAGACACAUCAUCAACAGAGAUGUUAAGAGAGACAUCAUCCAUAGGGCCGUCAACAGAUACAUCAAUCGGGCCGUCAAAAGACUCAUCAUCCAUAGGAUUUUCAAAACAAACAUUAUCAAAAGUAUUAUUAACAGAGACAUCAUCAAUAGGGCUGUCACUAGAGACGUCAUCAGUAGGAGUGUCAAAAGAAUCAUCAUUGACAGGAGUGUCAACAGAGACAUCAUCAAAAAGAAUCUCGACAGAAACACCACAAACAGAGGUUUCCCAAGAGAUAUCAAAAGAGCUGUCAGCAGAGACAACAUCAAUAGGGAUGGCAACAGAGACGCCAUCAAUGGAAGUGUCGACAGAGACAUCAUCAACAUGGGUGUUGACAGAGACAUCUUCAAGAGGACUAUCACCAGAGACGUCAUCCGAUGAGAGAUCUUCAAUACUGUCACUAGAGAUGCCAUUGAUAAAGCCGUCAACAGAAACAUCAUCAAUAGAGCUGUCUACAAAUACGUCAUCAAUAAGGAUGUCAACAAAGGCAUCAUCAAUACGGCUGUCAACAGUGACCCCAUCAACAGAACUGUCAAAAGAAGUAUCAUCAGAAGGAGUUUCAACACAAAAUUCAUUAAAAGAAGUGGUAACAAAAACAUCAUCAAUAGGAAUAUCGACAGAGAUAUCAUCGAUAGGAGUGUCAAUAGACACAUCAUCAGAAGGAAUGUCAGAGACAUCAUCAAUAGGGUCGUUAACAGAUACAGUAUCAAUAGGGUUGUCAACAGAGGCGUCAUCAACAGGGAUGUCAACAGUUAGAUCAUCAAAAGAGCUGUUAACAGAGACAUCAUUGUCAAACCAGGUGUCAUCAAUAGAGGUUUCAGCACAACCAUUAUCUAAAGAAGUGGUAAAAGAGAUAUCUACUUUAGGGUUGUCACUUAAAACAUCAUUAACACAAGUUUCAACAGAGACAUCAUCAAUAGACGUGUCGACAGAGACUUCAUCAAAUGAAGUGCUAACAGUGACAUCAUUAAAAGGAGUAUCAACAGAGACAUCAUCAAGAAGAGAGCCGACAGAGCCAUCAUCAAAAGAAGUGUCGCCAGAGACAUACCGAACAGGGCUAUCACCAGAGACAUCAACAAUAGGGCUUUCAACAAUAACAUCAUCAAUAGAACUAUCAACAUUAUCAGAACAAUAUAGAACAUUAUCAAAAGGAGUUUCGAAAGAUACAUUAUCAAUAGGGCUGUCAAAAGAGACAUCAUCAAUAGGGCUGUCAACAGAGGCAUCAUCAACAGGUCUGUCAAUAGACACAUUAUCAAAAGGGUUGUCAACAGAGACAUCAUCAAUAGGGAUGGCAAUAGAGACAUCGUCAACGGGUCUGUCAGCAGACUCAUUAUCAACAGGGCUGUCAACAGAUACACCAUCAAAAAGAUUUCUAACAGAGACAUCAACAGUAGGAGUGGCAACAGAGACAUCAUUAUUAGGACUGGCAACAGAACAAGGAUCAUCGUUGUCAACAUCAUUAUCAACAAAAGAAUCAGAAACCUCGUCAUCCUUAUCAUUGUCUUCAACAUUAUUAACAGAAUCAGCAACAAAUAUAAUUGUAUCAACCGAAUCUAUAUCAAUGACAACAAAUUCAAAAACUUCUUCAGGAGGUACAACAUCAGAAGUAUCUACCAAUACAAUGGAGACAAUCUCCACAGAAACUCUUACAACAGAACAAGGAUCGCCAUUUAUAAUAACAGAUGGAAUAACGACUAAUGCAAUAACUACUACAAAAGAAACAGGAGUAGAAUCAACAACAAUGACGUCAACUGAACUAAGUAGUGGUUUAUCGACUACAGGGCACUCGACAACACCAACAUCAAAUAAACCUUUCAUCAAACUUGAGCCCAUCCGAAUAUCAGUAAAGAACGACAUGGUGGAAGUGUAUGACGGUGUUGUUUUAUCAGGUCAUGUUAUAAUGGAGCAGUACAGUUCAGGUCUCCAGUUGUGUGCUAUGGAAUGUUUAAAAACAGUGGACUGCCAUUCUAUCAAUUUUAUAAGAGAAAAAAGAGUAUGUCAAUUAAAUUCAGCCUCAUCAACUGAUUCGAUGAGUUUACAUGAAAUGAAAGGGUAUUUCUUCACUCGCAAGGAUCAGUGGCCAAAGACGAUGUUAGGUUACUGUCGGAACAAAACAUGUGGACCACAGGAGAGGUGUGUAGAGUUGCGCAGUAGAGCAGCAUGUAUCAUUGUUAACUGCACAAAGCCUCCAACACUUGCAAAUGCUUAUACGUCUGACUAUUUGAUACAUGUUGGUUCAAAAAUUAAAUAUAAAUGUGUCCAAGGAAAAAGUUCAAAUGCUCCAGAGGUGGACAUGACGGUCAUAUGUCGAGGAAACGGUCAGUGGACAGUUGUGCAAUUUCAAUGUAUCUGAUAUAAAACUUUUUAAAGUAUU